AUGAAGUUCUCUGUUGCUCUCGCCCUCACUGCGGCGGCUGCCGCCAGCGCCGACAGCCUGUCCCGCUUCCAGUCCCGUCCGGUAGGCAACGACAUCUCCAGGCGUGCAGCCGGCGACUCCAACUGGGGCGGCGCCGUGCAGACGGGCAGCGGCUGGACGCACGUCACCGGCACCGUGAGAGUCCCCAACGUGAGCGGACAGUCUGCCGAGGCCGGGGCCGCAGGCUGGGUCGGCAUCGACGGCAGCAAGUGUCGCACCGGCCUGCUGCAGACGGGCUUUGCAGUCUUUGGCGACGGCAAGAUCGAGGCCUGGUACGAGUGGUUCCCCGAGCCCAGCUACAAUUACGACGACUUCAAGGUCAGCGCCGGCGACGAGCUCCGGCUCAGCGUCUACUCGCACGGCCUACACGGCGGCAACUCGACGAUUGAGAACCUGACGACGGGCAAGGCGGCCUCGCACACCUUUACCGACAUCUCGGAACCACUGUGCCUGACAGACGCGGAGUGGAUUGUCGAGGACUUUAGCAAAGGCGACCAGCCGGUCGCGUUUGCAGACUUUGGCGCGAUGCAGUUUACGGAUGCGUAUGCCGAAGGAGACGCUGGCAAGGUGACACCCAACGGCGCGCAGAUUAUGGAGGUCACGGUCAAUGGUGCGCCGCGCACCGAUUGCAGUGCCAAUGCUGAAGGCGUUGGCUGCAAGUACAUUUAA
Molecule: messenger RNA, 708 nt
Organism: Beauveria bassiana ARSEF 2860
Lineage: Eukaryota; Fungi; Ascomycota; Sordariomycetes; Hypocreales; Cordycipitaceae
Product: peptidase A4 family protein
Exons: 1
Coding region: 1-708 (235 amino acids)
Biological process (GO): proteolysis
Molecular function (GO): glutamic-type endopeptidase activity
Source: RefSeq, a predicted model, not a curated record